GUCGGACGCAGCACCGGAGUAACAUGCCGGUCCGACAGAAUCAUGGACUUUUGGUCUCGUCUAAUCGGGGGCUCGCGCUCGCUGUCUACUAAGAGCUUUCGAGCCACCACGCCCACCGAGCGAUUGGCAUCGUUCAAACGGACCUGCAACACCCUCCAGCAAAUAUGGCGCUCCAGCAAUUCCCCCACGGGGGAACAAUCCGCGACAGUGAACGCGCGCAAUAGCAUCGACCGACUGAUCACGGUGCUGAGCGACGAAUCCCGGGGCCCGGCACCGCACCCCUGUCUCGCGUAUGCCUCGUCCUCGCAGAUCUUCGUGACGGUGACGAAGCUGGCCCUCUCCUCCUAUGACGACAACAUGCUCCGCUCCGCCACCGUCCUCUUCAACACCCUCAUCGACUCCGAAGUCGACGGCGUCGUCGAUAACCGCCUCUUCGCCCGCGCCCUGGUCGACCUGGUCCGCCGCGCAGACAAACACUCUGAGGAUGUGGAGGGCCGGCUCGUCGAGCUGCUGUUCGGCGUGGCGAACAAUAUUCGUCUGCAGCCGAAUAUUCUCCCCGCGUGGUUUGCUCCGCGGUCGGAGGACCAGGAUCGCGAACAGCAGGGGGGGAAUACCGGGGCGGAGUUCGCGGGGGCUAUGAGAAAGGAUGAUUUCCCGUUGUUUUAUCUGCUGGUUGAGUAUGUGCAUCAUGCUGGGCGGGCGGGGGAUUUCGCUCGGACGGGUUUGCUGUAUUUGAUUGAGACGGCGUCGAGGUCGAAGAAUCUGGAGCGGUGGUUGAUCGAGAGUGAUCUGGCUACGUUGAUGGCGACGGGGCUGGGGGCGUUGUAUAGUCAGUUGGGGAGCUUGACGUUUCAGGAGAAUACCGACGAGACCAUUCCGCAUAUCAUUGCGCUGUCGGACCAUGCGCGCCAGGAUACGGCUCUUCCGCCUUUGCUGGGCGCGUCCAUGGACUCGUUCAUGUCGUAUCUCCUGUUCUGGCAGGAUACCAUUGAUCAUUGCAAGUCGGCGGAGGUGAAUGGCACGCUGUUGGAUCAUUUUCAGGUCUUGUUCCUGGAACAGCUUCUGUAUCCGUCUUUGCUGGAGUCGUCUGAUGUGCAGGGCGGCUCGACGGCCGCGGUUCUUACCUACCUAUAUCGCAUCCUGGAGUUGGUAGAGCAGGAAGACUUGGUUCACCGUAUACUGAACUUCCUGCUUGCUUCGCCGUCGGAUUCUGGGCCGAAGAAAACACACAUGUCUUCGAGCCGGCGAAAGUCGCUGGAUGUUUUGGCUGCCUUUUCGGAGGAGGCUGCGAGACCGUCGCCGUCCCUGUUCAACCUGAGAGACCUCGCCUUGCUGGGACUCCAGUCGGUGAACAGACAGACCAUUCUGGCGACGCUGCGGCUGAUGAGCAUUCUGCUGCAACGACACCAUUCGUUCGCCCGGUCGUUGAUACGCACUAUCCCCGGCCAGCCUGCCAAGCAGCGCACCGUAGGGGCACUGAAUGUGGAGCUGGGCCAGCUGAUGAACAUGGCCACAUCCAUUGUCAAUGAUCCUACCCUGGAUGAGUCGUACGACAACUACCUCAAGGAUGGGAUGGUGAUCCUCGAGGCCCGCCUGUGCACUCCGGCCGAUGACGACCCGGAGGAGAACCUGCCGCUGGAGCUGCGACACGACGACCCCAUCGUGCGCGAGCUGUUGAACUGCCUGCAAAACUUCUUCACGAACAGCGUCAUCGUCAACCUGGCAUUGACCGAAGUCCUCGGGAGCAUCGCCUCGUCCCACCUCAUCUCCCUCGACGGCUGGCUUCUCGUGGACCCGUCCAAGUACAUCUACAGCACACCCACCGCCACCGAAACCCCCUCGAGCCACCUCCUCGAGCAGAUCCAGCUCGCCUACGAGGAACCCUCCUGGUCCAGCACAGACACGCCGGCGCUCACCCGCGUCCUCCAGACACUCGUGCAGCAGAUCCAAAAGUGGCGCCAGGAGGUUCCCGACUUCGACAUUCUCGUGGCCGCGCGUCGCGACCUGCUCCACCAGGACGACGAGCCCAAAGCCUCCAGCCGCUCCCAACGCACCUCCGAGCCUCCCACCCGCUCUCCCUCCCAGCGCCCAAGCCCCCGUCUGGACACCGACUACGGAUCGCCCCGCGGCCGCCCCCUCGACCUCUCCAUCUCCAACACCCCCUCCUCUCCCAUCCGCGAUACCCUCAGCUCGCCCCCGCGCGACCUCCCCUUCCGGCCCCCGCGCGACCGCUCCUCGGCGCGCCGAACCGCCGCCAACGAACUCCGCCAGCGUCUGGAGCAGCCGUUCUCCAUCGGCGCGCCCAGCGAGCAUGCCUCACCCGAGACCGACAACAACUCAGACGACCAAGCCGACGACGCAGGCGACUCCGCCAUCGUGGACGAGGAACCCCGCAUUGCUACCCUGGGCCAUGUGCUCACCAACGUGGUCAUCCUGUACGAGUUCCUCCUGGAGACGUCGGCUGUCGUCCAGGCGAGGGGGACGUUGUUCGAGGAGGCGGGAUAUCCUGCCAUGGCAAAACCAGACCGUCUCCUCCCAGACAACAUUCAACCAUUCCACUACGACCUCACCCUGGAGCCCGAUCUCGAGACCUUUGAAUUCCACGGCGAAGUCGCCAUCGGGUACGUCCGACUCUGACUGACCCUGCUAUCCC
Messenger RNA from Aspergillus heteromorphus CBS 117.55, 2653 nucleotides. RefSeq lists its product as uncharacterized. The transcript is spliced from 6 exons. The record is from RefSeq and is a predicted model, not a curated record. Bases 43 to 2637 code for a protein of 864 amino acids. NCBI's taxonomy places the organism in Eukaryota, Fungi, Ascomycota, Eurotiomycetes, Eurotiales, Aspergillaceae.